Cryphonectria parasitica EP155 is the source of this 597-nucleotide messenger RNA. RefSeq lists its product as uncharacterized. The record is from RefSeq and is a predicted model, not a curated record. The coding region runs from base 337 to 564 and encodes 75 amino acids. NCBI's taxonomy places the organism in Eukaryota, Fungi, Ascomycota, Sordariomycetes, Diaporthales, Cryphonectriaceae. The transcript has a single exon.
AAGAGGGUAACAGAAAAUUUCCAUUUUGGUAUAGAAGAAGAUGUCACUGCCGACUUCUUCUACGGCGUUAGGAUUUAUCAUUAUCGUCAUCGUCAUCAUCAUCCUGGUGUGGGAGUCUUUGCUUUUCUCUCUCAAGACAGAAGAAGAAAUGUUAAUCUCCACGGAGUCCAACCGUGAAUGUUCAACCAAGGGAGAAAUCAAACUUCCCAAAGUGCUUCUCGUGUGCUCCAGUAAAAUAAAUUAUCACAGCUUUUUCCUUUCCAAACCGUCCCUUGGCGUUGCCAGAGAAGAGAAGGGGUGAAAACAGAGAAAAGAGAAAGAAGACACAAGACCGACAUGUAUGCGUGCGCCUCACAAAUCCCUACCAAGCAUUUUCUCCAGCGACUCGAACUGUUCCUCCCUUGUGGUCCUGAUGGCCCUGAGCCGGUUCAGCAGCCGAGCAUCAACAGCCCGUUGCAGUGCGGCCCGGUCCUGGAGGCCCCGGACGGUGGCAGACUCCUGGAGACCAAUGAGCUCCUCAUCGCCAUAGUGCUCGAACUCAGGCCAGGCGUCGAGCAAGCCUAAGCCCACCUUGGAGUCGACGAAUCGGACCUUUGG